CACCGUGUUCUCUGAGGACAAAGCAGAACACCAAACUGAGGCCAUGCAGCUGAAACAUGAAAACAUGAACGUGUGACAGCAUGAGGCUGGAAUCAGGAGGGAGGCCAAGAGACAUCGGCCGACUGUAGGCCAGUAGGAGAGAGAGGUGGAGGCGGACGAUGAUGAAGAUGUUGAGGUCUUGGAGGGUGCUGCUGUGGCAUGUGGUCCUCAGAGUGUCUUAUCAUGUUGUUACAGCCAGUCUGUGUCGGGAGGGCUCUGACAUCUUCGCCUCGGUUAGAGAGAACAGUCCAACAGGUGAGUUCAUCUCCAAUAUCAGCAUCGCUGCAGGUCCACAAGCCAACACCAUUCGCCUGUGUUUGACCGGACGCAAUGCCAACUGGUUCUACUUAGAGGGACGGACCAUCAGACUCAACUCCUUAGUGUCCAGAGUCCUCGACCGAGAGGUGGAGGGAUCAGUGCUGAUAGCAGAGCUGACAUGUUAUGAAAAUGAUAUUAUACAGGGUAACUAUAGGAUCUUGGUGGAGAUUCUGAAUGAAAAUGACAACAGACCAAACUUCCUGCUGGAGACAAUUCAGCCGUUCACCAUCAGUGAGCUGACAGCAGUGAACUCAGUGGUUUUCACUGUAAAGGCCAUCGAUGCAGAUGGAGAUGUGAUCAGCUACAUCAUCGAUCCAUCUUCACAAGAUGCCCAGUUCUUCAGGAUUGACCUGCCCAACAGUGGAAAGGUAGUUCUGAACAAACCUCUGGACUACGAGAUGAGAACCCACUUGCAGCUCAUCGUGUGGGCCCAGGAAUCCAAUACUGUGGACAAGUUCAACACGUCUGCUGUUCUCACCAUCAACAUCAAGGAUGGUGAUGACCAGUAUCCUCACUUCCUGCCCUGCACACCUGUCUCACCAGGUGUGCCUAUCUGCACGAACCCCACCUACACAGCCAACAUCACACAGAAACACCAGGACAUGGCUCUGGAGUUUUCUCCUGGUCCAAUCAGAGCAGAGGAUGGAGACAGAGGGAUCAACACUUCUCUCACCUACACCAUCCUCUCAGGUGGUGAUCAGGACAGGUUUGUGAUCAACAACAGUACAGGUGAGAUCAGGUUAACCAGAGCUGUGGAUGACCGACGGCUGACACCAAACUUUAAGCUCACAAUCAUGGUGUGCCAGGUGGAUGACAGGUUGAAGUACAGUGUGGCGUCAGUUCUGGUCAGAGUUCUCUAUGAGAACACGUUCCCUCCCACCUUCAAUAGAACAAUCUAUAAAGGGUUCAUCAUCCAGAGCUCUAGCCCUGCUUCUAUCGUCUCAACCUAUGGGAAUCAGGUGUUACAGGUCCAGGUGUCAGACCUUGACUUCACUGAUGGCCUGAACCCAAAUAUCCACUACUCACUCCACCCUCCAUCUGGGCUGUACCAAGUUACCCAAGGGGGUGUUCUGAUCGCCAGGACAGACCAACUGCAUGACUUUGACAGACAAAUCCUACAGGUUGUCGCCAGAGACGAAGAAUCGGGAGAGGAAGUUUCAGCUUCUGUGGACAUUGAAGUCCUGCAGAGAGGCCAAGCAGUGCCUAGUGGUGCGUUAAUGGAGCAGCAGCUGUUCGGAGACGUGGACAGCAGGCUGGCAGGAGGAAUCGCAGUACUUAUCGUCAUCACGUUCCUUUCAGCAGUUCUGUUUCUGCUGCUUUGGACCAUCCGGAGGAGACACCUGCAGGACCCUGAGGAUCAUUCCACCAUUGCCUUUGGAAAACAUCCCAAUGUGGUGAACAGCCCACCUGUCUUGACGGACGAGUCAUCACACAGCGGCAGAGCUUUCGGUCGUCAAUCUGGCAGUUUUCACGGAAGACAGGGAGUGUACACCAGGAGGCCAUCUCUGCUUCCGCCUCCAUCAUCAUCACACCAGAGUGAGCCCACAGAAAGUAGGUCCACACCUCCUCAUCCUCCAUCAUCAUCAUCAUCUCACCUCAUUACUGUUGUAGAGAAAGAUGAAGGUGGCGCUCACACCUGGGAAGCUCUGAAGUCACCAGGUGAGUCCACAGGUGUUCAUGUUGGUAACAUAACACUGAACACUGGGACACCUCUGCAAGAUGACAACAUAAAGCCUGACUAAUCAGAGGAGACGCUACAGGAGUCCAAACCCUGCCAAUCAGAGAGCAGGAAGAAAUGAGUCAGAUAUUCCGCCAAUCAGUGAGUGGGAAUCCAAACCUUAUAUCUGAAUCAAACUUGUGAUUCACAGAAAUUUUUCUUGUGGACUUUUCAUUUCUUUUUUGCAUUGUCUUUGUGGAGAAAAGUCA
Archocentrus centrarchus (flier cichlid) is the source of this 2283-nucleotide messenger RNA. RefSeq names its product cadherin-related family member 5, related sequence (gene cdhr5-rs). Gene Ontology annotation, cellular component: adherens junction; membrane; catenin complex. Lineage: Eukaryota; Metazoa; Chordata; Actinopteri; Cichliformes; Cichlidae. Gene Ontology annotation, molecular function: beta-catenin binding; cadherin binding; calcium ion binding. Bases 159 to 2099 code for a protein of 646 amino acids. The record is from RefSeq and is a predicted model, not a curated record. Gene Ontology annotation, biological process: homophilic cell-cell adhesion; cell-cell junction assembly; calcium-dependent cell-cell adhesion. The transcript is spliced from 15 exons.